This is a messenger RNA of Saccostrea cuccullata (small rock oyster), 622 nucleotides long. RefSeq lists its product as uncharacterized. The record is from RefSeq and is a predicted model, not a curated record. The annotation marks the transcript as partial. NCBI's taxonomy places the organism in Eukaryota, Metazoa, Mollusca, Bivalvia, Ostreida, Ostreidae. The transcript is spliced from 5 exons.
AUGAUUAGUCCACAGAUUAAGCAUGCUAAGUGGAUUGAACAAGCCUCCAUCAAUCCAUUUCUCCACUUAAUUAACAUGUUGUUAGCUGUUAUUUUAGUUAGCUGUUAUCUGUGGUGCUAUACAUUACAGAUUGAACAAGCCUCCAUCAAUCCAUUUCUCCACUUAAUUAACAUGUUGUUAGCUGUUAUUUUAAUUGAACAAGCCUCCAUCAAUCCAUUUCUCCACUUAAUUAACAUGUUGUUAGCUGUUAUUUUAGUUAGCUGUUAUCUGUGGUGCUAUACAUUACAGAUUGAACAAGCCUCCAUCCAUUUCUCCACUUAUAAUGGCCGACUCUCUCCUGUCAGUAAACUCAGAAAAUACAAGAAAAUAAAGGAGGGAGUUGAAGAGGGGGAUCUCAAUAAUAACUCAACAGAGGAGCCAUUAGAUGGGGUCAAAGGUCAAGAUGGGGAUCUGGAGAGCAGUGAUGGAAAAGAUGACAACCGCAGCAAGAAUGUGUCCCCGAGUCUACAGAGAAUCCUAGAUGGACCCUACGCUCAAAGUAAUAACGAUAUGGUGCUAAAACGUCACAAAACCAGACUGGGCAAUAACCAGCACAAAGGGAAGGUCAUCUCAGAACUUGAGG